Molecule: messenger RNA, 919 nt
Organism: Impatiens glandulifera
Lineage: Eukaryota; Viridiplantae; Streptophyta; Magnoliopsida; Ericales; Balsaminaceae
Product: short-chain dehydrogenase reductase 3b-like
Exons: 1
Coding region: 38-841 (267 amino acids)
Molecular function (GO): oxidoreductase activity
Source: RefSeq, a predicted model, not a curated record
AUCUUUCUCCAUCAUUCACAAUAUUCAAUUCCAAACAAUGGAACCCGACCAACCAAUGAUUCCUCCUCCAAACAGUAGUACCGAUAGACUAUCAGGCAAAAUCGCAAUCGUAACCGGCGGCGCAAGCGGAAUCGGCGAAUCAACAGCUCGUCUCUUCGCCCAACACGGAGCAACCAUUAUAAUCGCCGAUAUCCAAGACGAUAAAGGCCGUCAAAUCGCCUCCGAGAUCGGCAACCAUCGCUGCACCUACAUCCACUGCGACGUCACCGACGAACAUCAAGUCAAAUCCGCCAUAGAUCUCGCCAUCACCUUACACGGAACAUUAGACAUCAUGUUCAGCAACGCCGGUAUAUUCGGAUCCGCUUCUCAAACAAUCGUAGAUCUAGAUCUAAACAACCUAGAUCGCGUUUACACGGUUAACGUGAGAGGUAUGGCUGCUUGCGUUAAACACGCGGCGCGUGUGAUGAUUGAACGGCGCGUGAAAGGAAGUGUGAUUUGUACGGGGAGUGUUAUGUCGGUACAAGGUGGGAAAACGGCGCCGGAUUAUACGAUUUCGAAACAUGCGGUGCUUGGAUUGGUAAGGGCGGCGAGUCAACAGUUGGGUUUGUAUGGAAUACGUGUGAAUUGUGUUUCGCCGUUUGGAGUUUCGACGCCGAUGUCGUGUGGGGCGUUUGGAACUUCGCCGGAAGAAAUGGAGGUUCUGAUUGAACCGUUUACGCCGUUGAAGGGAGUUGUGUUGAAGACGAAACAUGUUGCUGAUGCUGUUCUUUUUUUGGCGUCUGAUGAUUCGGCUUUUAUUAAUGGUCAUAAUAUUGUUCUUGACGGUGGUUUCACGGCUUAAUUGAAUAUUGUAAUCUUUAUUUUUAAAAUCAUCCUUUGUAAUUUGUUUAUUGUGUUUUAUUUGAUUUCACUAUUUACA